This is a messenger RNA of Argiope bruennichi, 1653 nucleotides long. RefSeq names its product fatty acyl-CoA reductase 1-like. Gene Ontology annotation, molecular function: alcohol-forming very long-chain fatty acyl-CoA reductase (NADP+) activity. The record is from RefSeq and is a predicted model, not a curated record. Gene Ontology annotation, biological process: long-chain fatty-acyl-CoA metabolic process. Gene Ontology annotation, cellular component: peroxisome. The transcript is spliced from 13 exons. Lineage: Eukaryota; Metazoa; Arthropoda; Arachnida; Araneae; Araneidae. The coding region runs from base 93 to 1607 and encodes 504 amino acids.
CUUCUCCGUCUCUAUUCUUUGAAGAAACAUUUCUUUCGGAGUUUGGUGUUUUCAUUAGGGAACAGGACCCUAUAGUGCACACUAUUUCGAAAAUGCUUGGUUUAAGUGCUGAAGGUGAUCAUUUACCCAGAGUUGCGGACUAUUAUCAUAACAAGAGUAUCUUCAUUACAGGAGCAUCUGGAUUUGUUGGAUCAGUUUUAUUGGAAACUCUGUUGCGAUGCUGCCCUGGAAUCAAAGCCAUUUAUAUACUUUUAAGAUCAAAGAAAAAUGUGACACCAGAAGUUAGAAUACAGCAAAUUUUCAGUAAAAAGAUUUUCGAUAUUAUCAAAGAAGAGAAUCAAGAGCAGUUGAACAAAGUACACGUGAUAUCUGGAGAUAUUACACUUUCGAAUUUAGGAAUGAGUGAAGAAGAUACAAGCUUACUACUUGAAGAAGUAUCUAUGGUAUUUCACUGUGCAGCUAAUCUAUCUUUUACGAGACCUAUGAAGUAUAUGUUUUUAAAUGUUGUUUUAUCUUUGAAUUGCGUCAUUGAAUUGUGUAGGAGAAUGAAAAAGUUUGAAGCUUUAGUAUUCACUUCUACAGCAUAUACUAACUGCAAUCACCUAAACCGUGUUUUAAAAGAAGACGUUUAUAGACUACCUUUCAGAGCAGAAAAAUUUCUUGAUGCAUUCAAAAAUGAAGAUGAUGGUAUACUUGAUGAAUUGGUUGCCCAAUGUAAACCAGACUGGCCGAAUAAUUAUACAUUCUGCAAGUGUGUGGCUGAAAAUUUGAUCAUGGACACUGCUUCGGAUUUACCGAUCGUCAUCAUGCGCCCAUCUAUAAUCGUCGGUACUUUGAGAAAUCCAAUGCCUGGCUAUCAAGAAGACAGUUCUGGAAUAUCAGCACUUACUGUUUGGGUAGGAAAAGGGUUUCUUAAAGUUCUCCAUGCGGAUCCGAACAGUAAAAUGGAUUUGGUGCCAGUAGACAUCGUUUCAAACGCCCUUGUACUAUCAGCCUGCUAUGUAGGGUCGCAAAGGUGCGCGUCUCCCGUGAUAUUUAACUGCACAUCCACAGAAAAGUUUAAUAUUAAAAUCUCAGAAUAUGCAGAAAUUUUUAUGCAGUUAUUUUCCAAAUAUCCAGUUCCACAAGCAUUUGCGGAUGGAGUAAAAUGUGAGUAUUUUCCUAAUAAAUACGUCUUCUAUAUAGCCAGAAUCUACAAUCACUUUCUUCCUGCAAUUGCCAUAGAUGUGAUGCGAAGCUUUUUUGGAAAAAAACCAAGGGUAUAUUCUUCAUACCGUUUCUUUGAUCAAGUGAUGAAUGUUUUGCACUUCUUCAUGUCUCAUACAUUUUAUUUUGAUAAGACUAAUACGGAACGUCUCAAUAAAUUGAUUCAUCCUGAAGACAGAAAGAAUCUGGAAUUAGAUUUUGAAGGUUCAACUUUACAAGAUUUGGCAUUUAAUUAUCCAACAGCAUCCCCAUUUUAUGACUGGAAAAUUGAUACGAACACUCCAUCGGAAAGACAAAAAAUUAAAUAUCGGCGACAUCUGGCAAUUAUUUUCAUCAAAGCAGUUUUCUUGAUUAUCCUCUGUGCAUUUAUCAGCUGGAUUUUUUCCAAGAUAAUCGGGUAGUUUAAUGAGUGGAAUUUGAAUUGUAGUCUGUAUAAAUAUUAUCAAA